This is a messenger RNA of Colletotrichum navitas, 4170 nucleotides long. Its product is annotated as hsp90-like protein. The transcript is spliced from 3 exons. Gene Ontology annotation, molecular function: protein binding; histidine phosphotransfer kinase activity; phosphorelay sensor kinase activity. The record is from RefSeq and is a predicted model, not a curated record. Lineage: Eukaryota; Fungi; Ascomycota; Sordariomycetes; Glomerellales; Glomerellaceae. Gene Ontology annotation, biological process: phosphorelay signal transduction system; protein autophosphorylation. The coding region runs from base 1 to 4170 and encodes 1389 amino acids. Gene Ontology annotation, cellular component: plasma membrane.
AUGUCACCCCUCAAACCUCUCGUCGCCAACAACCACGCUCGUGGCAACGCUCCCGUAGUUGCCCCCCUCAAGACGGCUCUGCCGCCUUCUUCUGGAGAAAGCGGCUUCAACUUCGACACAACAUCGCAACCCGAGAUCGGUUCAAUGCGCAGCGAUGGCGCACCAAGCACGACCAGCAGUAGCGGUCGCUUCUUCCGCGAGAACUUGAACCUGGCAGCCGCCGACGGCAAGCGCUCACAUUCUGCAAGUCCGUUUCGCAUAUCCAUGCCUUACAUCACCCCUGGCCAGCUCGCAUUCUCCGCCAUGCAAUAUCUUCCCGUCCCGUUGUUGGUCCUCAACAAUCUCAAGACCGUGGUGCUUGCAAACGAAGCAAUGGGCAGGAUGCUGGGCAUGACCGAUGACGCGUUAGACGACAACUCCUACGUCGCCGAGAGGUUGAGGGGGCAAUCGUUGUCCCAGGUGGGUAUCGACAUGAUCCAGGAAGGGCGCCCCGUGUGGGUUGGGUGGGAAGCGUUUUUGGACUCCCUCGUAGUCGAAAUGGGCGCGAGACAGACUUCCAAGGACGCCGCCGACCUGUUCGACCAAGGUUACGGCGGGGAAGCGACGCCGACACCCCAUUCUCUGGCUCCGCCGUUGCUGGAUACCCAGCCGAGCCCGUCGGCGGUCAAAGAUGCCGUGGUCGAUGUUGUCAUUUCCAGGAAAGAGCUUGGUAAGCCCGGAUACGAUUCUCGGAACAGGUCAGGUGCAUCGGAGCAUCAGGUCUAUGCCAAGAUGAUUGUGACGAUAUGGGAAAUCGAGGAUCACCAGGUCUACUUCACCCUGACCUUUACGAGCUCUCAAUCACCGUCGUCAUCGCUCGUCUCGAGUCGCAAAGCCGUGGCAAAGCCCGCCAUUUUGGAGCAAGCGGAACGCAAGACCAUCUCAAAUUCGAACCCGCCCUCCGUCAGCUCUAGUCACGACUCGAGUUCGCCGUCGUUCCGUAUAAGCCCUAGCGCGGUCUCGCUGUCGUCGAGCCCGUUUCCUCCCAUGGGCCCGCCCUCUACAGCAGCACACGCGGGCACGCCUUCUAUUUUGCAAAAAAUGAUUCUCAUGAGAGACGCCCUGCUCGACAACACAACGAUGCCCAUUCUUGCCAUGUGGAAGGAUGGCAGCGUAACGUUUCCCAACCGGGCCGCCCGUGCCCUCCUGCGCCACGAAAGCGAUUUGGAAAAGUCCGCGGAUGGAUUCGACCUACUUCCCGGGUGGACAGUAUACGACGCUGAGUUUUCUAGGGAGCUGGAUGUCAGUGAGUACCCCAUUUCCGUCCUCCUGCGGACGGAGAAGCCGUUCAGCAAUAUGCGUGUCGGAAUGAUCGUCGACAACGGCGAGAGGAGGGUUUACGACGCCUUGGGAGAAGCGAUUCGAGACGAUAGCACGGGCGAGUUUUUAGCCGGCGUGGUCACCUUCCGAGAUGUCACUAAGAUGACGGAAGAGAUUACUGAGAUAAGGGAGCGGGACGAGGAGCGUUUCAAGCUGAUCUGCGACACUAUGCCACAACUAGUAUGGACGACGCGAGCAGACGGCUAUCACGACUUCUUCAAUACUCGUUGGUACACUUAUACGGGCCUAACACCCGAAGACUCUUUGGGGCUUGGGUGGAAACAUCCGUUUCACCCGGACGACAUGCCCGAAACCAUCAAGAGAUGGAGACACUCACUAAAGACAGGCGACCCGUACGUAACCGAGUAUCGGUGCCGCAGCAAAACUGGCGAAUGGCGGUGGAUGCUGGGCAGGGCUCUCCCGCUGAGAAAUAAGGAGACUGGCGAAAUCGAAAAGUGGUUCGGAACCUGCACAGACGUGAACGAAGGCAUCGAGGCCAAGCUCGCGGCCAGGAGCACCAGGCAGCAGCUGCUAAGCGUUCUAGCGCACUCCCAAGUCACGAUUUUCACCGUCAACACCAACCUCGAACUCACAAUGUUGGAGGGUGCUCUCAUCUGGGACAGCAACGGAGAAGGCAGCAAGCCUCCUCACUCGAGCUGGUUCAUCGGACAGAACAUGUACGAAGCCUUCAACCAUCUCAACCCUCAGCUCAAGACCGGGGAGCACCCAAAGUUUCUGCGGCCCGUCGAAGACAUCCUGGCAGGCGGGAAGACGGAAGAGGUUGCAGAACACGGCAUGGAUGGCCGUUGGUACCGCACGCGGUUCCUGCCGAUUCUCGGCAAAAAGACCAAGGAAGGCAUCAGCACCAACGAGACGUGCAUCGAGGGCGUCAUCGGUGUCAUCAUGGACGUCAGUGAGCUCAAGGAGAAGGCCGAGGGUCUCAAGGAGGAGUCCCGCGAGAAGAAGCAAGCGAUGGCCAAUGAGGCGGCCGCGAAAGAGGCCAACCGACUGAAGAGCCAGUUCCUCGCCAAUAUGUCCCACGAGAUUCGGACGCCCAUCACUGGUGUGAUCGGCAUGGCCGAGCUGCUUCGGGACAUGGAGCUCGAUGCCGAGCAAACCGAGUAUGUGGAGAACAUACAACGGUCGGCCAACGCGCUCUUGACCGUCAUCAACGAUAUUCUCGACUUUUCAAAGGUCGAGUCGGGACGCCUCGAUAUCGAGGAAGUCCAGUUCUCCCUGUCAGUCAUCGUGACGGACGUGAGGAAAAUGCUGAGUUUUGCUGCCGAACGGAAGAAUCUCGACUUCCGUUCAGAUAUCUCCGGAGAGGUAGAAAACGACUUGGUUGUCAUUGGAGACCCCGGCCGCGUACGCCAGAUCAUCACGAACCUAUUGACCAACAGCAUCAAGUUUACAAACCAGGGCUAUGUCAAGUUCUCGGUCCAGAAGGAAAAGGAAACAUCAGACAGCAUCGUUGUCAAGUUCAUCGUCGAGGACAGCGGCAUCGGCAUCGAGGAAGAGGUUCGGAAGAAGCUCUUCCAGCCAUUCAGUCAAGGGGACGCAUCCACAGCGAGGAAGUUUGGCGGUACCGGCUUGGGCCUGACGAUUUGCAAGAACCUCCUGGAGCUCAUGAACGGUAACAUGACUUUGGAAUCUACGCUGGGCAACGGAACCGUCGCGACAUUCUGGGUCCCGUUCAGCAAGCCCCAACAACAACGUGGUGGCCCCUUGGUGCAAAUCGGUUCUAUACCGGACAGGCUGCAGUCCGAAAUGAGCGUGUCAUGCAACAGUUCUGAAUAUGAGCCACUGCUCAAUACACCCCCCGCGUCUGGCGACUCUUCACAGUUUCUUUCGGACAAGAGCAGAUCGCCCGCUCGACGGCUCUCCGUUCGAACGCCACCAGCCUCGGAAGAAGAGAUGCUGCCUCAUUCCGAACGCGCCAAGAUCCGUGUCCUGGUGGUCGAGGAUAAUGCCAUCAAUCAACAGAUCGCCACCAAGACAAUCAUGAAGCUUGGAUUCAGCGUGACGGCCGCAUGGAACGGAAAAGACGCUCUCGAAUACAUGGCGGCAGCCAAACAAGGUAAGCACGCCAAGCCAGACAUCAUCCUCAUGGACGUCCAAAUGCCUGUCAUUGAUGGCUACAAGUGUACGCAUCUAUUGCGGCACCACGUGCCAUACAAGGCGUACUUGCAAGACGUGCCCAUUGUGGCAAUGACGGCCUCGGCAAUCCAAGGCGACAAGGAGAAGUGCACCAGGGCGGGUAUGGAUGAUUACCUUGCCAAGCCAGUUAAGAGCAAAACACUGGAGAGGAUGUUGGUUCGAUGGAGUUUGGCCAGGAGGCCACAAAGACCCGUCGUCAAUAAAGGCUCAGACAGCUCGAUGUCGGACUGCUCAGACACGGCCGAACACUGCAGCAAUGCGGAAAUUCCCGGUGUCGGGCACGAUCUGCCGGAUUCGACGUCGCCACUGAAAUCGACGCAAGCCGCCGCACAUUCGAGGCGACAACAAGACCAGAGCCGAGAGGCAGACGUGGACAGCCGGGGUGAUCCGGUGACGCCUCGGCCUCUGACCAGGAACAACUCGUAUGAGCCGUCGCCGUUUGAUCCCCCGACUUCAGGAGACCCCAUCAAACCGAUGCGACGGUCCGAGACGGAUGAGCUCGCUUUGCAGGCCCAGCAAGGGAAGCUUAUGGACGCUGCCGGGGACAAGAAGCUCCCGCGGCGAGGAGAAUCGUUUCAGACGGUAGUCGCGGGCGAUUCCUUGACGGAGGAAAACGUCGAGAGAUUAGAAAAGGAGGAACAUAAUCGAAGAUGA